This is a messenger RNA of Solea solea (common sole), 6568 nucleotides long. It is a transcript of the gene chd4a, whose product is annotated as chromodomain helicase DNA binding protein 4a. The coding region runs from base 310 to 6243 and encodes 1977 amino acids. The transcript is spliced from 41 exons. Gene Ontology annotation, cellular component: nucleus; chromatin; NuRD complex. NCBI's taxonomy places the organism in Eukaryota, Metazoa, Chordata, Actinopteri, Pleuronectiformes, Soleidae. Gene Ontology annotation, molecular function: chromatin binding; ATP hydrolysis activity; histone binding. The record is from RefSeq and is a predicted model, not a curated record. Gene Ontology annotation, biological process: negative regulation of transcription by RNA polymerase II; chromatin remodeling.
GCGGGGUGUGUGUAGUGUGUGUGCGAGGAAGAGAGAGAAAGACGGAGACGGCAUCGCACACACACACAAUUUUAUAUAUAUAUAAAAUAAAAUUAACGCGGAAUAUAUAUUUAAAUCGCACCGAAUACCGUUAGAUUAACAAUAACAAAAAGUGUUGGCUGGUUCACAGAAAGUGUGGCGGGAGUUACUGUUGUUACUCCGGCUGGGUCACAACAACUCUGGAUUACCCCCACCUAAAAAAACACAAUAACUUUAGUUAGUUGGCUAACACUCGUGUUAGCUAACUUAAGGGAAAGUUUUGUGCCGAUUAUGUCUGGAAGCGAGGACGACAGGGAUGACUACGGAGCCCCCGAGGAGCGAUUAAUGCACGACGAUGAGGACAUCUCGGAGAACGAGGCUCCGAAGGUGAUAAAGAAGAAGAAGAAGGCGAAGAAGAGCAAAGAGAGCAAAGGCAGCAAGAGGCGGUCGCGCAGAGAGGAGCUGGCCAUCAGCUCGCCAGAGCCCAUGGACAUGGGUGGUGCGGAGGAGGCCGGGGAAGGCGGCGCCUCUGUCCAGCGCUCGGACAGCGAGGGCAGCGACUACACUCCAGGCCGCAAGAAGAAGAAGCGAGCCAGCAGCGGCAAGGAGAAGAAGAGGAGCAGCAGUGCCGGCGAACGGAGCUCCUCCAAGAAGAAAGAGCCAGAGCCCGACGACGACGACGAUGACGACGACGAUGACGACAGCUCGGAGCCAAAGUCUUCGUCGCAGCUGCUGGACGACUGGGGCAUGGAGGACAUCGACCACAUCUUCUCAGAGGAAGACUACCGCUCUCUGACCAACUACAAAGCCUUCAGCCAGUUUGUCAGGCCCCUCAUUGCAGCCAAGAACCCCAAGAUCGCCGUGUCCAAGAUGAUGAUGGUUCUGGGCGCCAAAUGGCGCGAGUUUAGCACCAACAACCCUCUAAGGGGAGCCGCCGCUGCCAACGCCGCACUGGCCACCGCCAACGUUCCUGCCGCAGUCGACAACAUGGUGGCAGAGGUCGCCCCGCCCGCCCCGCCCGCCCCCGCACCUCUCACACCAGCAGAGCCUCCACCCCCGCCCCCGCCUGCACCCCCGCUACGCAAGGCCAAGACCAAGGAAGGCAAAGGUCCCAACGCUCGCAAGAAGUCAAAACCUGCACCCAAACCACAAGAGAAGAAGAAUAGCACCAAGACCAAGAAAGUGGCUCCACUGAAAAUCAAACUGGGAGGCUUCAACAGCAAAAGAAAACGCUCAUCGAGCGAGGAGGACGAGCCGGACGUGGACAGUGAAUUAGAGGACGGCAGCAUGAACAGCGUCUCUGUCUCGGAGGGAUCGAACAGUCGCAGCAGCCGCAACAAGAAGAAGACCUCAAAGAGCAAACCCAAGAAGAAGAAAGAAGCAGAAGAUGGCGACGGUUAUGAGACGGAUCACCAGGACUACUGCGAGGUGUGUCAGCAGGGCGGAGAGAUCAUCCUGUGUGACACCUGUCCCAGAGCCUAUCACAUGGUCUGCCUGGACCCUGACAUGGAGAAGGCACCUGAGGGCACCUGGAGCUGCCCGCACUGUGAGAAGGAGGGCAUCCAGUGGGAGGCGAGAGAGGAGGUGUCAGAGGGCGAGGAGGACAACGUUGACGCCGGGGAGAUGGAGGAGGACGACCACCACAUGGAGUUCUGCCGCGUCUGUAAGGACGGAGGAGAGCUGCUCUGCUGCGACUCCUGCCCGUCGUCGUACCACAUCCACUGCCUCAACCCGGCGCUGCCCGAGAUCCCAAACGGAGAGUGGAUCUGCCCACGCUGCACGUGUCCUCCCAUGAAGGGGAAGGUCCAAAAAAUCCUGACCUGGCGAUGGGGUGAACCGCCCCCUCCCACACCUGUGCCCCGCUCUCCCGACCUUCCAGCUGAUGCCCCUGACCCCGCCCCGCUGACAGGGCGGCCGGAUAGGGAGUUCUUUGCCAAGUGGUCCGCCAUGUCGUACUGGCACUGCUCUUGGGUCACAGAGCUGCAGCUGGAGCUCCACUGUCAGGUGAUGUUCAGGAACUACCAGAGGAAGAACGACAUGGACGAGCCGCCGCCCAUCGACUUUGGCGACGGAGAGGAGGACAAGAGCCUGAAGAGGAAGAAGAAGGACCCGAUGUACGCUCAGCUGGAGGAGAAGUAUCUCCGCUUCGGGAUCAAGAUGGAGUGGCUGAUGAUCCACCGCAUCCUCAACCACAGUGUGGACAGAAAGAACAACGUCCACUACCUGAUCAAGUGGAGGGAGCUGCAGUACGACCAGGCCACCUGGGAGGCCGAUGACAUGGAUGUACCCGAGUUUGACCCCUACAAGGUUCAGUACUGGAACCACAGAGAGCUGAUGAUGGGAGAUGAGGGGCGACCUGGGAAGAAGAUCAAGGUGAAAGGUCGCGUGAAGCGUCCAGACAGACCUCCAGAGAACCCGGUCAUUGAUCCGACAAUAAAGUUCGACCGUCAGCCCGAGUAUCUGGACAGUACGGGCGGGACGCUGCACCCGUAUCAGCUGGAGGGUCUGAACUGGCUGCGCUUCUCGUGGGCUCAGGGAACAGACACCAUCCUGGCCGAUGAGAUGGGACUGGGAAAGACGGUGCAGACCGCCGUCUUCCUCUACUCGCUCUACAAAGAGGGUCACUCCAAGGGGCCUUUCCUGGUCAGCGCCCCUCUCUCUACCAUCAUCAACUGGGAGCGAGAGUUUGAGAUGUGGGCGCCCGACAUGUACGUGGUGACCUACGUGGGCGAUAAAGACAGCAGGGCCGUCAUCAGGGAGAACGAGUUCUCGUUCGAGGACAACGCAAUCCGAGGAGGGAAGAAGGCAUCCAGGAUGAGGAAAGAUUCGUCAAUUAAAUUCCACGUCCUGCUCACAUCCUAUGAGCUGAUCACGAUCGACAUGGCGAUCCUGGGCUCCAUCGACUGGGCCUGCUUGGUGGUGGACGAGGCUCACAGGCUGAAGAACAACCAGUCCAAGUUUUUCCGGGUGUUGAACAACUACCCUCUGCAGCACAAACUGCUGCUGACAGGAACUCCUCUGCAGAACAACCUGGAGGAGCUGUUCCACCUGCUCAACUUCCUUACACCAGAGAGGUUCAGUAAACUGGAAAUUUUCCUGGAGGAAUUUGCCGACAUCGCGAAGGAGGACCAGAUCAAGAAGCUGCACGACAUGCUGGGUCCACACAUGCUCAGGAGGCUGAAGGCCGACGUCUUCAAGCACAUGCCUUCAAAGACGGAGCUCAUCGUCAGAGUGGAGCUCAGCCCCAUGCAGAAGAAGUACUACAAAUUCAUCCUGACGAAAAACUUUGACGCUCUGAAUACAAAAGGAGGAGGGAACCAGGUUUCUCUGCUGAACGUCGUCAUGGACCUGAAGAAGUGCUGCAACCAUCCCUACCUCUUCCCCACUGCUGCCAUGGAAGCUCCAAAGAUGCCGAACGGGAUGUACGACGGCAACUCGCUAACAAAGGCCUCUGGGAAACUGACUUUGCUGCAGAAGAUGAUGAGGAAGCUGAAGGAGGGAGGACACAGGGUGCUCGUCUUCUCUCAGAUGACUAAGAUGUUGGACCUGCUUGAGGACUUCCUGGAGAAUGAGGGCUACAAGUACGAGAGGAUCGAUGGAGGAAUCACAGGCGGAAUGAGACAGGAAGCUAUCGACCGCUUCAACGCACCUGGUGCUCAGCAGUUUGCCUUCCUGCUGUCAACAAGAGCCGGAGGUCUGGGCAUCAACCUGGCCACGGCCGACACCGUCGUCAUCUACGACUCGGACUGGAAUCCUCACAACGACAUCCAGGCCUUCAGCAGAGCUCAUCGUAUUGGUCAGAACAAGAAGGUGAUGAUCUACCGCUUUGUCACAAAGGCGUCUGUGGAGGAGAGAAUCACUCAGGUUGCCAAGAAGAAGAUGAUGCUGACUCACCUGGUGGUCCGGCCUGGUCUCGGAUCCAAGACGGGCUCCAUGUCCAAACAGGAGCUGGACGACAUCCUGAAGUUUGGAACAGAGCAGCUGUUCAAGGAUCAAGAGGGAGAAGGUGAGAACAAGGAGGAGGACAGCAGCAUCAUUCACUACGACGACAAGGCAAUCGACCGCCUGCUGGACCGGAACCAGGACGCCACGGACGACACCGAGCUGCAGAGCAUGAACGAGUACCUGAGCUCCUUCAAGGUGGCUCAGUAUGUGGUCAAGGACGAGGAGGAGGAGGAGGAGGAGGUGCAGCGCGAGAUCAUCAAGCAGGAGGAGAGCGUGGAUCCAGAUUACUGGGAGAAGCUGCUGCGUCACCACUACGAGCAGCAGCAGGAGGAUCUCGCUCGCAACCUCGGCAAAGGAAAGCGUAUCCGCAAACAGGUCAACUACAACGAUGGCUCGCAGGAAGACAGAGCUGAUUGGCAGGACGAUCAGUCUGACGGCCAAUCAGAUUACUCCGUGGCGUCAGAGGAGGGAGACGAGGACUUUGACGAGCGGUCGGAAGCAGCAAACUCUCGCAGGCCGAACAGGAAGGGCCUGAGGAAUGACAAAGAUAAGCCACUGCCCCCCCUGCUGGCCAGGGUGGGAGGCAACAUUGAGGUUUUGGGUUUCAACUCUCGGCAGAGGAAGGCCUUCCUGAACGCAGUGAUGCGUUAUGGGAUGCCUCCGCAGGACGCCUUCACCACCCAGUGGCUGGUCCGAGACCUGCGAGGGAAAUCUGAGAAGGAGUUCAAAGCGUACGUGUCUCUCUUCAUGCGUCAUCUCUGUGAACCCGGUGCUGACGGCGCAGAGACCUUCGCCGAUGGCGUCCCCAGGGAAGGGUUGUCACGGCAACACGUCCUCACACGUAUCGGCGUCAUGUCACUCAUUCGUAAGAAGGUUCAGGAGUUUGAGCAUGUGAACGGUCAGUGGUCCAUGCCGUGGAUGGCCGAGCUGGAGGAGAACAAGAGGGCGGCGGCUGCAGCGGCGGCGGCUGCGGCGGCGGCCGCUCAGCCUGACUCGCCCGGGAAAACGCCGUCCACUGGGACUCCUGCCGACACGCAGCCCAACACGCCUGCUCCAGUCGACGAAUCCAAGAGCGAUGAAGCUCUGAAGGACGGAGAGAAGGAGGUGAAGAAAGACGGCGAGGCGGAGAAGAACGGCAAAGAGCCCGUGAAGGCGACUGACGAGGUGAUCGCCAUCCCAGAUGACGAUGAGAAGAGUCCGCCGGCGGUGGCACCGGUGGCAGACAACAAGGAGGAGGAGGAGAAGAAGAAGAAGAACGACGAGGAGCCGAUGGAGACGGACAAGCCGAGCAAUGGAGAAGCAGAGAGCGAGAAGGACGGAGAGAAGGAGGCGGACGGUGACAAGAAGAGUCCUGAGGCGGCAGAGGAGACCAAGUCUCCCUCAGAGGAGAAGACGGAGGGGUCAGAGGUCAAACCAGAGGACCCCGAGGUCAAAGCAGAAGAAAAGAAAGAAGAGAAGAUGGACAUCACUCCUCCUGCAGAGGACAAGAAAGAUGUGAAGGAGGAGAAAGAGGUGUCGAAGCCUGAGGAGGCGGCGAAGCUUCAGAACGGUGACGGCGGUAAAGAAACCGCUAGCGUCGGAGCGCCGAGCGAGGAGAAGAAGAAGGUGAAGACCAGGUUCAUGUUCAACAUCGCAGAUGGUGGAUUCACAGAGCUUCACUCUCUGUGGCAGAACGAGGAACGCGCUGCUACGGUUACAAAGAAAACCAACGAGAUCUGGCACCGUCGCCAUGACUACUGGCUGCUGGCCGGCAUCAUACAACACGGUUACGCUCGCUGGCAGGACAUCCAGAACGACGUGAAGUUCGCCAUCCUCAACGAGCCGUUCAAAGGCGAGAUGAACCGAGGGAACUUCCUGGAAAUCAAGAACAAGUUCCUCGCAAGAAGAUUCAAGCUGUUGGAGCAGGCGUUGGUGAUCGAGGAGCAGCUGCGUCGCGCCGCCUACCUCAACAUGUCGGAGGACCCGUCGCACCCGUCCAUGGCCCUGAACACGCGCUUCAGCGAGGUGGAAUGUCUCGCAGAGUCGCACCAGCACCUCAGCAAAGAAUCCAUGUCCGGGAACAAGCCGGCCAACGCCGUCCUGCACAAAGUGCUGAAGCAGUUGGAGGAGCUGCUGAGCGACAUGAAGGCUGACGUCACUCGUCUCCCGGCAACCAUCGCGCGGAUACCACCGGUUGCCGUGCGGCUCCAGAUGUCGGAGCGGAACAUCCUGAGUCGACUGGCGAGUCGAGGCCCCGAGACACAAACACAGGCACAAACACAACAGAUGUCACAACAGUAGACUGAAACUUGGCUCUUUUACCUCGGGAACCGCCCCCUGCCUCACCUUGACAUUCCUGAUUGGUGCACAGCAAAACGACAGACCAAGCUUGAAGCCACGCCCACUUAAACCCAUCACCCCCUCGCCCCGCCCCAAACAGACUGUACAGAGUUUUUCUGGAUGAUUGAAACCCCGCCCCCUCCUCGUUGACCCCAAAGUUUGAGGCUGUGGACAGAAAAGCUAUUUUAUUUUUUUUUCCUCCUUUUUUCAAUUUCUGUAUUAAUAUUAUUGAUAUAAUGUUAUUAUGAUGUUUUUUUGGAACCUAAAUAAAAAAAAUCCAAUAAAA